AUGAGUGUUAGUAGUCGAAUGUUGACUGAACAACUUCAGUUAGUGAAGAAAAGUCCGUCCCAUUGGGAAUUGAUUUUGAAUCGUCCCGAUAAAUUCAAUGCGAUUACCGGUGAUAUGUACGAUGGUAUCACACAAGUCUUGAAUGAAGCGGCUCAAGACCCUGAUCUUGUUCUGCUUUCCGUGACUGGUAGAGGAAAAUUUUAUUCAUCGGGAACAGAUUUAUCCGAUCCAGCGAAGGCGUUUGCAUCCGCAGGCGAUGAUAUCGAAGGUGCAAUUGAACAAGGCAAGAUCCGUUUGAAAAAAUUCAUCGAAAGUUUCAUAAGUUUUCCAAAAAUCUUAAUUUCUUUCGUCAAUGGGCCUGCUGUUGGUAUUUCUGUAACAACACUGGGCCUAUUUGACGGAGUUUACGCUUCAUCAGCAUCGACGUUUGUUUUACCAUUCACUCGAACAGCUCAAUCUGCUGAAGGUUGUUCCUCAUACGUUUUCCCAUCGCUGAUGGGGACACUUCAAGCAAAAGAGAUUCUUCUCUUUGAUCGAAAGUUAACCGCCCAAGAAGCUCAACAACGUGGACUCGUGACACAAGUCAUAGAGGAAAGUGCGUUCGAAGAAGAGAAGGAGAAGAUUUGUCAACUGAUUUUAUCAUUACCGAAAGGAAGUUUAUUAGACGGCAAAGCCUUGAUACAAAAAUGGUAUAUUGACAAAUUAAAAGAGGUCAACGAAGAAGAACUGAAUACUUUGAAGCGGCGAUGGGUAACGGAUGAAUUCAUGGAAGCAAUAAUGAAGUUCAUGAGCACGCGAAAAAGAUCGAAGUUAUGA
Messenger RNA from Adineta ricciae, 816 nucleotides. The record is from the annotation of a GenBank genome assembly. NCBI's taxonomy places the organism in Eukaryota, Metazoa, Rotifera, Eurotatoria, Adinetida, Adinetidae.